Otolemur garnettii (small-eared galago) is the source of this 10497-nucleotide messenger RNA. RefSeq names its product forkhead box N3 (gene FOXN3). The transcript has 8 exons. NCBI's taxonomy places the organism in Eukaryota, Metazoa, Chordata, Mammalia, Primates, Galagidae. Bases 2696 to 4180 code for a protein of 494 amino acids. Gene Ontology annotation, molecular function: cis-regulatory region sequence-specific DNA binding; DNA-binding transcription factor activity. Gene Ontology annotation, biological process: regulation of DNA-templated transcription. The record is from RefSeq and is a predicted model, not a curated record. Gene Ontology annotation, cellular component: nucleus.
GGGAGAUUGUGAGUUGCUGUUGGGCUUCUCUGACCCUGCCAGAGGGAAUCCCUGGAUUGGCAGAGACCCAUGUCUAGUGUCCUAUAGUAUAGAACGAUGUGCCAAACUCUGUGAUGGGGUGGCAUGUGGAUGCUGGAAGGAUUUAAUACCAAGCACCAUGGACUCCUGUGCCCCACUUGGUUUGAAGGGUAAAAGCAGGUGUGGGGGAAGCGUUGAAUGAUGGAUAUGGUACAGGUGGUCCUGGGAACUGAAGUUCACACACCUUCUCUUAUUCUGUGGGUACUGUGUCAGCUCCCAAGAUGUUCCUCUGAUCCUAGAAAGGGAGAAAGGUCCCUAAAAAAUAUAAUUGAAAUUAAAUUUCCAUUAAGUGAGACCUUGGGAUCCAGAUUUAAUUUGAUUUAGAAGAAAUAUAGUAAUGUUAUGUCCCUUGUACUCAACUUGCAUCAAUUAUGGAGCAAAUAUAUUCCCACUGGAAAUAAAAUCAGGUCAAGAUCCUUAGGGAACACAUAUUGAGGGAGAGAUGGCUGGAUUCUGGAGGGUGAUUAGGUGUUUGUUAGUACAAAGAACCCCACUGGUGGGAAUUGGUAUGAGAGAGGGGCCAUCUAGAAAUCACCUGUUUCCUUCCCUUGCCUAAAAUUUUCCAGUGGGAUGAGAUCAUAUCUUCUUUAAGGAGUUUGGGGAAUGUGAGGCCAUUAUUUGCUUGGCAUUGUUAUGGGGUCCUUAAUUCUCAACUGUGUUUAUAGGAUUACCGUGUUUGACUAAGAGCCCUGCCUGUGACUUCCUCUGAGCACAAAACAGGCUUUGGUUAAAACUACUCAACAUCAUGGUCCUCAAAAACCAUCCUCUGAGAGUUUACAGAACACUCUGUAAUUUUGAAGGAAAUUAUUUCUCUUGACAUCUCUUUUAGAAACUCAUUUUGUUCACCUGUCUUAUAGGUGAGAAAACUGGUUAAAGAAGAAAUACUGAGCCUAGACAGGUUCCCCGGCAAUUUGUUUCUGGAAAAAUCUUAGGAGCAGAGUUAUUAUACUUGAUUGAUUUUCUAGACUUGGAUAGAACUAUCAAUCUGUUGUUGGAAAAGUUGGGUAUUGGAGUCAAAUUGAUUCAGAUUUAAAUUCUGAUUUUGCUUUGCCUCCAGUUACCUGGUGACUUUGUACUUAACCCUGAAAACCUUAAUUUUUCCUCUUCAGGAUAGGAAUAACCCAUCUCAUAAAGUUAAGAAAAAAUAGGGACAUAUUGGGUAUCUCCUCGGUAGCAGGAAGAUGGUUCUGGUUCCUGCUAUCCUUUGUUUGAAGAGACAAGGAAAUAAACAGCUAAAAAAAAGUAUACAAGAUGCCAUUGGGUAUGACAUAAUCAUAUAAGGUAAAGAAUGAUAAAGAAUGACAGUGAGAUCCCCUUGAUAAGGGUAGACAGAGAAGGUUCUCUGGCUAGAAAGGACCAGCCAAAGACAUGAUACAUACAAAGGCUGGGAGGUGGGACCAGCUCACAUGUUUGAGGAGUGGGAAGAAGGACCAGUGUGUCUGUAGUUGCUGAGCUGCGGCAUGACUAGGAAAUAAAAUAGCAGGGCCCCAUCAUCUCAGGUCUUAGAGGCAAGGGAAGGGCAAUUUUUAUUUUAGGGGUAAUGGGAAACUGCUGGAGGCUUUAAGCAAAUAAGUCACUGAGUCAGUUUUACAUUUUUAGGAGAACAUUCUGGGCAUGGUGUGAAGGAUGGAGGCACAGGGACCAGUUAGAAGGUAUGACAGUGUCUGGGAGAGAAGAGGGGAACUUCCGGCUAGAGUGGUGAUGUGGGAUGGUGAGAAGUACAAAGAUUCAGGGUAUGUUUUGGUAGUAGAGCCAACAGAACAUGCUGAUGGAUGGGAAGUGGGGGGUGAGAGAAAGGGAGAAUUGGAGGAUUAUUUUAGGAGUUUGGAAGGUGGUGUCAUUUCCUGAGACUGGAAAGCCUUAGGGUGAGCGGAUUUGGGGUGGAGAAAUAGAGAUUGAGAAUUCUGUGUUGGGCAGCUUGAGUUGGAGAUACCUGUUGCAUAAGUCAGGGGGGCAACUGGAUAUUUCCAUCUAGAGCUCGGGGGGUGGGGGAGAGUCAUGGAAUUUGAGUCAUAGCAUGUAGGUGGCAGCUACAGCUAUGAUGUUUGGUAAGAUAAUCUAGAGAGAGGGACAGAGAAGAGAGAAGGGCCCCAGACGUAGUCCUGAGCACUAAAAUUUAGGGAUUGGACCAAGCAAGAUGAACUAGGAAAAAUAAUUGAGAAGGAGCUCUCACUGAGGUUGGAGGAGAAUUGGUCAUCUGAUGUCACAGAAGACGAGAAAAGAAUCAUAUCACUGACUAUGGACACACCAUAGAUACUCAACGAGUGUUAGUCUUCCCUUUAAUGGAAAUAGUAUUACUCAUUCAUUGUAGAUCUUUCAAAGGAUAGAAUAUUACCUUUCAUCCCAGCAUAAAUUCAAUUUGCAAUAGCAUUUUUUCCCCUUUCAUAUGCCUUUCAAGGUUGAAAUAUAGUGCCCUGAAGAGCUGUGGGUUGGUCACCUCUCUUCAAAAGCAUACAUUAUACCAGGCUGCAAAUCCACCAAGGCAAGAUUUCUCCUUUUCCACCCCUCAAGAAGACCAGUGUGCUCAUGAUUAUGGAGGCCCCGCUGUCGUCUCUGUGACAGAGCGAUGCUGACCUCGGUUUCCUGGACCCAUUCCGACUCAGGAGCCUUCACGUAAAUGGGUCCAGUCAUGCCUCCCAGUAAGAAGCCAGAAAGCUCAGGAAUCAGUGUCUCCAGUGGACUGAGUCAGUGUUACCGAGGCAGCAGCUUCUCCAAGGCCCUUCAGGAAGACGAUGACCUCGACUUUUCUUUGCCCGACAUCAAAUUAGAAGAGGGGGCCAUGGAAGAUGAAGAGCUGACCAACCUGAACUGGCUGCACGAGAGCAAGAACUUGCUGAAGAGCUUCGGGGAGUCUGUCCUCAGGAGUGUCAGCCCUGUCCAGGACCUGGACGAUGACACCCCCCCAUCACCUGCCCACUCUGACAUGCCCUAUGAUGCCAGGCAGAACCCCAACUGCAAACCCCCAUACUCCUUUAGCUGCCUCAUAUUUAUGGCCAUCGAAGACUCUCCAAGCAAGCGUCUGCCAGUAAAGGAUAUCUACAACUGGAUCUUGGGACAUUUUCCGUAUUUUGCAAAUGCACCUACUGGGUGGAAAAACUCAGUGAGACAUAAUUUGUCACUGAAUAAGUGUUUUAAGAAAGUGGACAAAGAGAGGAGUCAGAGUAUUGGGAAAGGGUCCUUGUGGUGCAUAGACCCAGAGUAUAGACAAAAUCUAAUUCAGGCUUUGAAAAAGACACCUUAUCACCCACACCCACACGUGUCCAAUACAUCUCCCACCUCUCCUCAGGCAUAUCAAAGCACAUCAGGUCCACCCAUCUGGCCGGGCAGUACCUUCUUCAAGAGAAACGGAGCCCUUCUUCAAGAUCCUGACAUUGAUGCUGCCAGUGCCAUGAUGCUUUUGAAUACUCCCCCUGAGAUACAAGCAGGUUUUCCUCCAGGAGUGAUACAGAACGGGGCACGAGUUCUGAGCCGAGGCCUGUUUCCUGGUGUCCGGCCACUGCCCAUCACACCCAUCGGGAUGACGGCAGCUAUGAGAAAUGGCAUCACCAGCUGCCGCAUGCGGACUGAGAGUGAGCCAUCGUGUGGCUCCCCAGUGGUCAGCGGAGACCCCAAGGAGGAUCACAACUAUAGCAGUGCCAAGUCCUCCAAUGCCCGGAGCACCUCCCCCGCCAGCGACUCCGUGUCCUCUUCUUCCUCCUCCUCCUCCUCCUCGGCCGACGACCACUACGAGUUUGCCACAAAAGGGAGCCAGGAGGGCAGCGAAGGCAGUGAGGGCAGCUUCCAGAGCCAUGAGAGCCACAGUGAGACGGAAGAGGACGACAGGAAACACAGCCAGAAGGAGCCCAAGGAUGCUCUGGGGGACAGUGGCUAUGCAUCCCAGCACAAGAAGCGCCAGCACUUCGCCAAGGCCAGGAAGGUCCCCAGCGACACCCUGCCCCUCAAAAAGAGACGCACCGAAAAGCCCCCCGAGAGUGAUGAUGAGGAGAUGAAAGAAGCAGCCGGGUCGCUCCUGCACUUAGCAGGGAUCCGGUCCUGUUUGAAUAACAUCACCAAUCGGACGGCAAAGGGGCAGAAAGAGCAAAAGGAAACCACAAAAAAUUAAAAACAAGUCACUGAUUUGUUUUGAACUUAACGGCCAUUUGGUUUCAGCAUGUCAGGAGAUUUCUAAUGAUUUGUGGCAAUAUCAGCAAUUUUUUUUUUCUUUUUGUUCCUUUUUUUGUUUUGUUUUUGGUUUGGUUUUCUUUCUUUUCUUUUCCUUUUUAUUUUGUUCUGUUUUUAAUUUGCCCCCCUCUCCUUUGUUUUGGACCCUUAAGAAUUUUAUUUUUAAAGGAGAUUGAAGCCAUAGAACUCAUAUUGACACUCAGCUGUUUUACAAAAGCUUUUCAUUAUCCGAAGACAUAACCGAAAAAGCCAAAAUUGCCAUUGCUUCCUCCAGCUUGUCAGAAACAGGUGGCUGAAUCCACAGGGAUGUCAACGUUAAUGCCACAGGAAUACACACUCAGCACCUAGAAGGCACGCGUGCAGAGUCAUCAUCGCUCAGGCCCAACCCUUAGGUUUAAAAAGUCAGGAUGUCCUCCACCCAGGUGGGUUCACUGAGUGAAGGCACAUAAAGAGAUGGGCAGAAGGAAGAACCCCUCGGCCCCCCUGGAGCAGAGCCAAGCUCGUGGCACCAGGCAUCCAGUUAUGCCAGGAAAACCCUUGGCAUUGUCACAGCGAGCACGGGGACCGGCCACCAGUCCUCUGUGCUUCUUACUGCUGAAGCCUGGUAUCGUCUUAGGAGGUGGCGCUGGACCAUCCGUAUGCAUCAGGUGUCAGUGACUAAUGAGAAGAAACGGGGUAAAUUUUUAGUGAUGUUGCUAAUCAUUGGAUUUUGUUCUAUAAAAUCAAGAAAGUGUUCUAAAAGCCAUAAGCCUGAAGGUUGGCCCUGUGCGCUCACACACACACACACACACACACACACACAGAUUCACACGCAGGACCAUGAGAAAACUGAUGCAGAAAAUAAGCUAUGUCUUCUAAACUGCCCAAGUGAAAAGCAACCAGGUCCAGGAAAUCACAGUAGCUGUUAAGGAAGGAAAUAAUGGUAUAGAUCUUUUUCUGUCUUUCAAAACUAUUCGAUCCAAGUGGGAAAGAAACAGAAAGCUAUGGAACCUGUCCUUAGUAUUAUGGUAUAUUUUUUAAAGAUUAAAGGCACAUAGAUGGACAAAAAAAAGAAUAAAAGGUAAAACAUGGCAAAAAAAAUAAUAGAACUCCUAUACUGCCCUCAACAUGGAGUUUGCAAUUAAUAUUAGGAGUCAUCUUUGCAAAAAUCAUUGAUUUCCACAUUCAGCCAGUGUAGCCAGCAGAAAUUUCUGAUCCACAACGCAUGGAUUCCUUUGAAGAGAAAAAAAGAAAAAGAAAAAAAAUCACAAAAACAAACUUUUUUAUUCAAAAAAAUAACAAAGUUCUUGUAAGGUAAAUAAUGUAUUUAGCAUGAAGCAUGAAUUAUUUUCAUAUAAAUAUAGAAAAUAGAGAAAAGGCUAUGCCUCUAAUUUUUAAGCCCCUUAGGCUUAGAGGUUCUUUUGGUUUUCUUUCUUUUCUUUUUUCUUUCUUUCUUUUUUUGUUUUUGUUUUGUUUUGUUUUGUUUUCCCCCCUUUUCUGGUUUUUUUGUUUUUCAGGUUAUUUUGUUUUGGUUUUUUGAAGCAGGUGUUUAAGGUUUAACCUUCUUCAGGGACAAACUCUGACUGUUGGGGAACUUACUCUGCAAUAUAAAAAUAUCUUCAUGCUCUGGUAGGGCUUGGAUGGUUGAACUCUGUACCGCCUUGCCUGCACUUCAGCCCCGACCCCCUCUGAUUCUCUGUUGAAAAGUGUGUCCUUUCUCUUUGUCUGUACAUGUUUAACAUGACGCAAUAAUUUGAGGGCAAACUUAGUAGUGAGUGUGUAUGAUAGAAUCAAGAGAAUUAUGGGACGCUUACUUGAGAAAAUCAUCACCAUGAUGUGGUUCUAGGGAAGAGGCAGUGAAUAAUUAUGCAAAUUAGCCAGAAGAAGGGGAAGCACGCUAAUGGGCCUUAUUGGGUGAGGGUACGAGAUAGGGUACACUUGAAGGAGGAAGUGACACACAGGUUGGGAAGGCCAGCCCUAGGUAUUUUAUUGCAACAGCGCCAUUUUGCAGUAGGAAGGAGAGGCUGGCCAUUGCUACCACCUCAGCACAGUGACCAACCUGGAAUUAAGACCACCUACAUUUGUGAGAGCUGAAUUUAGACAACCGGAUGAUGUCACACAGGCCAGAAAUUCCUGUUAUCUUUGCCUAAAAAAGGAAAAAAAAAAAAUUCGGGGGGUGGAGAUCCAAAGAGAAAUCUCUGAAAGAAUAUGAUCUUCCAUCCAAAUGGAGGGAAACUUUAAACACAAGCAGAAACACCCACUACCGCGGCUCAGGAUAUGAGGGUGGGAGAAGGGAGGGAACUAAGGUGACCUUGAGUUUUUAAAAAGGGACAGUUGUGGGCCGAAGCCAAGCCCAUCUGCCAGGGUCGGGUACUGUGAGAAGCUCUAUCAGCCCGGACAGUAGGAAUUAACUGGUGCAUUUCCCAUCUGUACCUUCCCUAUGGGUUGCUGAUGAGAGGACUGGAGAAGAAUCUACAUACACCUCUACAACAGGUCUAAUUCAGGACCAGAACCUGAAUCCUUCCAGCAUUUUUGUUCAGGGUAGAGAUGGGAAUGAAGAUGUAUUUUUGCAGUGCUCUUUUCCCCCCAUCUCCUAAACAUCGGACACCCUAUAAAAGCCAUCCACAGCUGUGGGAUCUGAGUGACACCUCGAUUUGUGUUGUCACCUGACUGAGCCCCAAAGACCACCACCUCAGUCCCUCACCUUCACCCCCACCACCAAGCUAAUAAAAUCCAGACUUCUCUCAUGAAAGGCAGAGGUAAACAUCCAGGACAACUUCUGGCAGAGGACUUCUUCCAAUUAAAACCCCCACAGUGGGCUGUCUCCCCUCAUUUCAUUUUCCUAAAGAGGUAAAGUCCUCUUUUAGAAAAUAAUAAAAUGCAAUGUGUGUGAUUUACUUUUCUGAUCUCUUUGAGAAAUAGAGAAAUAUCUUAUAAAAGUGUGUUCUUAACUCCAGAACCACUCUUUUGCAUAAAUACCUCAUCGGGCAGCUUUCUAAGUGUUAUUUUCCUGAGUCUCUCUUGGCACCUUUGUUGGCUCUGCUGGAAGACUUGUUGGGGAACCUUUAGUGAGGGUAAUUUUUUCUAUUUUUCUUCUGUUUUUGGAGGCAUACACAUUAUGCAUAACCAAAACAAUGGCUCAAUUGUGUUUAACUUUGUAUUUUGAUUGUUGAGAAAAAAAAAAGUAUCAAUGUGUAUGUGGCUGUUUGUAGUGAAUUCCUUGCAGAAUGAGGUUGUCCAUGUCCUUAACAAGCCAAGGGGCAGGAGGCACCCUCUCUAAUCCCCUCCUCCAAGAGCAGUAGAGAAUUUAAGCACAAGCCUAUUUGUGAAAGAAUAUUUUGCUUAAGUGUCAUUCACUUUAGUCUUGGAAUUCCUUCCCAAAUGUCAGGUGUUCUUUUAGCUUCCAAAUUAGCAUAUGUCUCCAUUAGUCUUGACAGAUCGCUUGAGCACCAUUAAGGGGUCUGGUGUUUUUGCUUUCAUUUCUCCUGCUGGGAGAAGUGGUGGUUCAUGUGUCAUUCCAGUAUCUCACCUACUCACACGGGGCAGGGGGGAGGGGGAAACGGGAAACUAUAGCAAUAUUUAAAGAUGCUUCGGAAACCAACCGUGAACACAUCUGCACCAUGACAUCUACGAAUACUGGCUAUUGGCCCUCAGACACAUUUAAGAGAAAGAGACUGUCACUCUUUUUUUCUUAAAUGAUAUACCCAUAGAAAGUUAUUUUUAUCCUACUAUAAUUGUCUUUUUAUCUAGUACUAUGUGGAGAGGGUUUGCAUCAUAGAUUUUUCCCAGCCUUAUAAUAUACCAUAAGCUCCUAUCCCCCUUCCCCCUCUCUAAUCGGUAUACUUUUAAGAGUUUUUUGGUAAAACCAUAAAUCUGAAACAAAAACGAACCAAACCCACAUUUAGAUGGUGGUUCGAGAAAACCAUAGCCAAGACAACUGUGGCAGUGUGGCAGGUUUCAAUCUUGUGGCUGAGUUUUUAAGAAGGAAUAUACAGAGGCCUUUCCCAAGAACAGAUUUCUUUUUCUUUUUCUUUUUUUUUUUUUUUUUCCUGGUAGAGGCAUUCAGUAUGUCUAGUGCUUGCUGGCCACAGCAGUUACUACCACGGGCGCCUGGAAGUGGCUAUUGUAUUGAAGGGGGCUCUUGCCUGAGUGACAGUUUCGGGCAGUGGGCUCUGUGGAGUGCAGACCACGUGGGUGGCUUUUGUACCCAGCUCAGAGUCCUGCAGCACCUCAGGACUGCUCAGCACCAAGUGCUACUGACUCAAGUUGCAAUUAUCCCACAGCACAUGUGGGGCAAGGGGGUUUUUAGCCUCUCACGGAAGGGCUCUUUGAGAAGGAAUCAGAGUUUUGUACAAGUGACCUAAAUGGGAGGGUUUUCUCUAUGAGAUUCAAUUUGAUUUGAUGUGAUUUCUCUUUCCCUUUAAACUUUAUUCUGGUUGGGACUUGUUUCUUUCCGGUGGAUCACAGCUGCCCAGAUGUUGCGAUUUUCUUUUUCCGUUUCCGUAGAGAAGUAUUUUUUCUUUCCUCUUGAGGAUUUUUGCCACCAAAAGAAAACAUUGGAACUCUGUGUCCCCUCUUGAUCGUGACUUACCAGUGUUGACAGUUCAGUCCUUGGUGUCGUAGGUCCCAGCCCACCAAUACUAUAUCAAACACUGUUAUGCACAUAAUGCAGCACUGUGAUCUAAUUUAAAUAAUACUUUUUUAUUAUUUAUACUACUAUAUAUAAUAUACAUCAACACUUUUGCUAUAUAACCUAAGUGAUAACCCUCUUUUAGUUACCUGCCAAACUCUGGACUUUGGUUUAUAUUGCAGUUAACACAGUUACAAAGUUGUAAUGGUGUCUUUUUUUUUUUCCUUUGUAAUGGAAUGUGUAGAUCAAAGUAUAUACAUUGUGUGGUGUUCCUGUUUCUGAAGUUUCAUGAGGAUUUACACAUGGCAUUCAGUGUCCUGUAUAGAUCUGCCUCCCUUUGUGACUUCACCUGUUCACCCCUCUGUGAGAGAGCACCAGUGAUGGUGGCGAACUCCUUGUGUUUUCUCUCUCUCCUGCUGGUUAUUCUUGAAUUAAGCACAGACUCGUCAGCUUGGUUGCUUUAUCAUGAAUCGUGUGUGUCACCUUGUCAUUCUUCCACCGUUGCGAACAAGUGCUAGCUUCGCUGACCAAAAAUUAAGGAAGGAAAACACAAUUUUUAAAACAACCCAUCUUUUCACAGCUGAAACCGAUGUGUCUGGUGCUGCAUCUCGCUGUUGUAUUUCUGAAAUCAGACCCACGUGAACGAGCGUUUCUGACUUACCGUGAGAUGCUCACAAGUACCCAUCCUGUUUUCUUAGCAUUGAAAUCAAGACUAUUUGGAAUAUAUACAAAGGUGUUUUUCCGCUGUAUUCGAUUUGCAAGAGUUGAGAACGGCCUUCUCUACCUUUUGCAAAUAAUCGAUGUUCCAUAUUGGAUUCUCAAAGACUUCGAUAUGGUGAACCCAUCAGACCUAGAAAUUGUAUUUCAUCCUUUCUUGACUGUGGCCUGGAUUCCCCAGCCCCUUCCCACCUUUUUCUUUUCUUUUUUUUUUUUUUUAGACGAAACAGCACAGUUUCAGUUAUUUAAACAUGCAGCAUUUCUUGAGUACGUGUGUUGAGCCCAUCUGAGCUCACAGCUGAUUCAGUAACCAGCUUCACGCCGAGUCAUUCACACUCACUACUUAAUACUUAACUGCCAUGGUGAAAUUGUGGAGGAAAAAAUAACCCAUAUGUGUCUGGGAAGCAUAUACACGUGUACAUUUUUUAAUACUCUGAUUCUGUAACAUUUUCUGAGUUUUGUUUUCGUUUUACAGAGAAAAAAACAGUGAUAAAGCAAUCAGAAGACAAGAGGUUUACUAUUGAUGCUUGGGGUCAUCUGACCUUCGCUGGCCAGUAGACCCACGCAGCCAAAUUGAUUUACAAGAGUAGUAAUUUUUCAAAAGCCAAUUUUUUUUUCUGUAUUUUCUGUACAAAACUGCCAAUAUCAUGAAUAGAAAGGGAGAACCAUAAAGGAGGAGGAAAGCGAUGUUCAGUUACGUUCGUGUUAACCUAGAGAAACAACCUGGAGGCAGGCGCAGUCGGCCAGACCCAAUGGUGUUGCUUUGGAAGCACCCUACUUGCAUUUUGCAUUCUUCGUAUGUAAUCAUAUUGCCAAAGACAAACUAUUUCAUCAUUUAUUGUAAAUAACACUUUCCCCCAGACCUACCAUAAAGUUUCUGUGAUGUAUUGUCUUCCAGUUGCAAUAAAAAUUACUGAGUUGCAUCAAUUGAA